Messenger RNA from Rhodotorula graminis WP1, 420 nucleotides. RefSeq lists its product as uncharacterized. The transcript is spliced from 5 exons. Bases 1 to 420 code for a protein of 139 amino acids. NCBI's taxonomy places the organism in Eukaryota, Fungi, Basidiomycota, Microbotryomycetes, Sporidiobolales, Sporidiobolaceae. The record is from RefSeq and is a predicted model, not a curated record.
AUGGCCGCCCAACAGCUCGUCGUCCACUCGCCCGACUCGAGCAGAGCCGAGGCGCUGUGGACCCUUGAGCACAUCUCCACUUACAAGUCAACAAGCCGCAGCGUCACCUACCCGCGCUCGCUGCCUCCACCAACCUUCCUCCCGCGAGUCGGACGUCUCGCCGCUCCACUUCGCACCGCACACCCGACCCCGAGACCUAGCUAUCCAACCGCGUCCUCGCCCUACCGCCUCGACAUGUCGCGCGCGUACGACACCGACCACGGAGCCGGAGCGGCGAGGGCGCAGGAGGGGCAGCAGGAGCAAGGUCGCGAUGGUGAGGCCGCUGCGGCCGCGGCUCGGGCGAACGCUGCCGCCGAGGCGACCGCCGCUGCCGCCGAGAUGACCGCAGCUGCCGCGGAGGCGACCGCCGCUGCCGCCUAG